AUGGGAUUCUUCGAUCCGCUAGGCCUGCUAGCGCCCUUCACAGUCCACGGAAAAAUUCUGGUGCAGGAUCUGUGGCGCACUGGUUGUGCUUGGGACGAGAAAGUUGAUGAACGAUGUUGGACGAAGUGGAAGAGGUGGAUCGAGUUGCUUCCGGACGUAGAAAACAUACAAAUUCCUCGCUGCUAUUUCGGUGAUUCGCUGUCGUCAGCAGUAGAGUCGCUGGAGUUACACAUAUUUGUCGACGCCAGUGAAUACGCAUACGGCUGCGUCGGCUACCUGCGUGCGGUCGUUGAGGGCACCGUGCGCUGUUCUUUAAUAAUGUCGCGUUCCAAGGUAGCGCCACUAAAGCGGCAGUCAGUUCCACGUUUGGAAUUAAUGGCGGCCGUGCUGGGUGCCUGA
Messenger RNA from Toxorhynchites rutilus septentrionalis, 399 nucleotides. RefSeq lists its product as uncharacterized. The coding region runs from base 1 to 399 and encodes 132 amino acids. The record is from RefSeq and is a predicted model, not a curated record. The transcript has a single exon. Lineage: Eukaryota; Metazoa; Arthropoda; Insecta; Diptera; Culicidae.